AGUUCACUUAAACAUUUCCCCGUGUGCUGGAAAGAGCAAAAGAAGAGUAGAAGUGAAUUGAAGCUUCUUUCCAUGAUGAAAAGCCUCCUCAUUUUUACCCUCUCCCUAAUAUCAGGUCCAGUGGCCUGUGUUAUGACUGGCUACACAGGAGGAAGCGUCCUUAUAAUAUGUGAUCUAAGAUGGGGUUCAGGAUUUAGUACAUAUAUUUGUAAACUGGGAAGCAGAUCAUGCACAGAUAUAAUACGUACUAACACCACAGAGAACUCUGUUCAAGAGGGAAGAUUCAAGCUGUAUAAAAACAGUAAUAGAUUUUUGAGAGUGUUAAUCAGGAGGCUGAAGCCACAGGAUGCUGGAGUGUACAUAAUAGGAGUAGAGGAUCAGACGCCCAUUGAUGUGAAACUGACUGUUCUUAAUGAUUCUUGUUGUGAUGGACCAAAAACAGUGAAUGUUUUUCCUGGACAGAAUAUCAGCAUCAUCUCUAACUAUCCUGUGGUUUACAACAGAGACUACAAGUUUAUCAUGAAACUUGAAAAUGGCAGUGUUUCUAAUGCCAUUCUAGAUACUUUUAAUGUACCCCAGAACAACAGGUUCUCCAUUUCUGAUGACAGCAUUGCUAAAGUUCUCAGUAUGAACAUCAGUCAUGUGACAGAAGCCGAUGAUGGAGUUUAUUUAUAUGGAAUCUUCAACAGAAAGAACUCAAUCAAGUAUUAUUCCUUCUUCAGAGAGAUUCAUCUGCAUGUUAUAGAAUCCUCUGUUAACACCACAAUCAUCAUCAUCAGUGUGUGUGUGCUGCUGAUUGGAGGAUUUACACUGUUGCUGAUCUACAAGCUGAGACACAAGGGGACACAAGUUUCAAGACCUUCAUCCCAAGACAAUGAACAUGCUCCUUCUGUUCAUGAGAACAACCUGCCUAAUUUACCCACAUAUGAAAACUUGAAAAUAAAAAUAAGAUCGAAUUAUCAGAAUCUGGAUUCAUCAACAAACCAGUCCGAUUCAACGUACCAAACACUGGACCCACUGACCAACCAAUCAGAUUCAAGCUACAUGUCUCUGAGUAACACCGCCGACCAAUCAUAUUCACAUUACCAUUGUCUGAAUGCUAGAACUCAGAUGAACUCAGUUUACCAGACACUUCAUUCUUAA
This is a messenger RNA of Tachysurus vachellii, 1143 nucleotides long. RefSeq lists its product as uncharacterized. The transcript is spliced from 6 exons. NCBI's taxonomy places the organism in Eukaryota, Metazoa, Chordata, Actinopteri, Siluriformes, Bagridae. The coding region runs from base 73 to 1143 and encodes 356 amino acids. The record is from RefSeq and is a predicted model, not a curated record.